This is a messenger RNA of Maylandia zebra (zebra mbuna), 3852 nucleotides long. The record is from RefSeq and is a predicted model, not a curated record. Lineage: Eukaryota; Metazoa; Chordata; Actinopteri; Cichliformes; Cichlidae.
UGCGGGAGGCUUCACAUAAAAUCUCACAGGCGACAAAACUUUGGAUUUACGGGCUCACCUUUGCGCUCAGGUGUCAGAGUAAAGGCGUUUCUACCUCCCGCGUCCCGCUCGCGUCUCACAUCCCGCUGAUCUUCAGUCCCUUUUAGUCUCGUUUAGUAUUAGAUUAGUUUUCUGUGUGUUUGCGGUUCUUUUUUUAAAAAUUCAGAUGACGGCGCAGGUAGACUACCUGGUGGUGGUUUUCACCGCCACAUCUGGCGCGAGCGGAGAUCUCCUGGGGUCUGACGAGAAGGAGCUCGUGCAGUUGGUUUGGCAGCUCGUGGAUGUAAAGAACAAAAAGUUGGGCAAGGUGAAUGAGCUCCUCAUAAAGCCUGACCUCUCAGACUUGACAGAAGAAAAAGAGGAGGAGGAUGUGGUGGAGGAGAGCGUGGAACAGGAGAAUGGAUCUGGAGCAGACUGUGUGUACAAAGCACCGAGUGUUGAUAAAGCUUUAAACAUGUUUCAUCUGCAACUGACAAAUGAGGUGAACAGCGCGGGCGCAGGCACGUCGGUGUGUUUGUGUACAGACGGGCAGCUCCACAUCCGCCAAGUGAUUCACCCCGAGGCCGCGAGCAAGAACAUCCUGGUCCCAGACUGUUUCUACUCUUUCUUUGACCUUCGGAAGGAGUUCAAGAAGCACUUCCCCGCUCCUGACCUCAAAGCUCUGAAUGUCCACACCAUGGCAGAGUCUCUUAGUAUACCUGUUGAUGUGCCCACCAUGUGGGACCCCUCUGCCACACCGGAUCCAUCGGUCCCUUUGCCUGCAGAAGUAGCCACACAGCAGCUUCAGGUUAUGUCCAGCGUUGUCCUGGCACUGCUAUCCGAGCCAUUUUGCCACACGUUUUCGAACCCCGAGAGAGUUAGUGAGAAGUUCGAGAGCGGCACUUGCAGUAAAAUGGAGAAAGUGUGCGACAACACGGUGAUCCGAGCCAGAGGAUUGCCGUGGCAGUCUUCUGACCAGGAUAUCGCUCGAUUUUUCAGAGGCCUCAACAUCGCCAAAGGAGGGGUUGCAUUGUGCCUGAAUGCUCAAGGGAGGAGGAAUGGAGAAGCUCUGGUUCGCUUUGUGAGCGAGGAACACAGAGAGCUGGCGUUGCAGAGACACAAACACCACAUGGGGAAUAGAUAUAUUGAGGUUUAUAAAGCGACAGGAGAUGACUUCCUGAAGAUAGCAGGAGGUACGUCUCAUGAGGUAGCAAUGUUCCUGUCCCGCGAGGACCAGAUCAUAGUGAGGAUGCGAGGCCUCCCUUUCACCGCCACGCACGAGCAGGUGCUCGCCUUCUUCUCGCCAGAGGAUGAACUUAAAGAGACGUGUCCCGUCAGCGGGGGAAAGGACGGCAUCCUGUUUGUUCGCUACCCAGAUGGACGUCCCACCGGCGACGCGUUUGUUUUGUUUGCCUGUGAAGAACAUGCUCAGUGCGCCUUGAGGAAACACAAGGAAAUCCUGGGGAAAAGAUAUAUCGAGCUUUUUAAGAGUACGGCAGCAGAGGUGCAGCAGGUGCUAAACAGGUACUCCUCAACCCCUCUGAUCUCUGUGGCCCCUGCCCCUCUGAUGCCUGUGCUGCCCACGGUGUCUCUUCUGCCCCCUCCUGGUGGAGUGAGAGACUGCCUGCGGCUGAGAGGGCUGCCGUACACGGCGAGCAUAGAGGACAUCCUCACCUUCCUGGGCGAGUUUACACAGGAUAUCAGACCGCAUGGAGUGCACAUGGUCCUCAACCAGCAGGGUCGUCCGUCAGGUGACUGCUUCAUCCAGAUGACAUCAGCUGAGCGAGCGCUCCAAGCUUCGCAGCGGCUUCACAAGCAUGUGAUGUCCAGCCAGCGUGGGGCAAACAGCCGCUACGUGGAGGUGUUUCCCUGCAGCGCAGAGGAGAUGGGCCUCGUGCUGAUGGGAGGCUCGCUCUCGCACACGCAUACACACACACACACCCGGAGCAGGAGUGGGACAGGGCUCAGCCCGCCGCCAUGUAAGUCAAGACGUUUAUCGCCACCAUCUUAUUCCUUCACACCUGCUCCACCUGUCCUGCCUCCAGAGGCUGCUGCUGCUCUCUACCCUCCCAUUGGGCAGGUGGUCCUGGCUCCUCGCCCCCUACCACCAGGACAUGCCUACUACCCCGCCUCAGCUCAGCUAUACAUGAACUACGCAGCCUACUACCCCAGUCCACCUGGCUCACCUAACACCUUAGGUUUCUUCCCCUCCCCCUCCUCCAUUGCCUCGCCGGGAGGCCUGGUGCGUAUGCCCGGUCUGACCUACAACAGCAACGGAGUCAAAGAGCUCAUAAAUGCAGUGCAGGGUUACCAGUAUGCUCCCGAGGAUGCUUUCAUGCACGCCCACGGGCCCGUGCACACUCAUGACCCGACCAGGACAUUGCUUACGCAGCCCAAAGAAUGGGUGUGUAUUUAAGGUGUCUGAGGCAGGUGGCAGGUAAGGAUUGGCUGAGGGAUCAGUCGGGGGGAUUUAAUUUAGAGAAGGUGUUGUAGCUGUGGUUUUACUGGUCACCAGGGCUUACAGGGCACCAUUUUCCACAUUAAUGGGGAAUUUUCAGGUAUUUCCUUUUGACUAGGUUAAAUAAUUGGAGGAAAUCUCUUGGUUUUUAGGUAUUUCAUGGGUUUUCACAUGGCGUUUGUUUAACCUUUUUUCUGUCCGCUCGUGAAGCCUUUAAUGAAAACACUGAGCACCACAUAGCCGACUGACCGUCCACUGAACCCUCUCCCCUUUGACUGUACAGGCAUGGUCCUUUUUCUGCAUGUCGAGACAGCGUGAAAGUCAAAUAGCGGGCGCAAGAAACUCCUCAGUGGUGACAUUUUCAUCACAGAACAACAUAAAAAUAUUGUGAAAGUGAAAGUAGCUGCUUUAAAGUUUGAAUUGUUCUCUUACCCAGAUAACCAGUAAUAAGUCCUCAUUUUUACUGUUACAUUGCAGUAUUAAAGAUACAUUUUUUUAAUGUUUCAUACAUCAAUACAAGGAUAUUAUAGGUACAUAAAACUAGGUAUGAAAAUGUAUAUAGUUAACCUAAAUUUAAAAAAAAAACAACUUACCUCCCCCCCUCUCAAAACUCCCCCUAAAACUAACUAAAAUAGCAUUUUGUACUUUAUGCUCAAUUUCUUUUUGAAUGCAUUAAUCCUGAGGAGGUAAUGACACAGAUGUUUAGUGAGACUGCCAUAUCCACUUGGCUGUGAGUCAUGUGUUUUUAUUGUAACGCUUGUUCUGAGCUUCUAGAAUUUUCCACCUGACAAAUGAUAAUUAGAAACACUAAAAAGAACACAGAAACGAAUAAAAUUGAAACGGUAAAGACCCUACAAUAACAGAAGGGAACUGCAACAACACACCUAAGGGCAAGCGCUUGGCAACAGUGAGAAGGAGAAACUCCCUUUUUGCAGGAAGAAUCUUCUGGCAGAACCAGGUUAACUGUAAUCUUAUAGAUAUAUUUAUUAACGUCCUUUCUCAGACAUUUGUGAUUACCUGCUGCUUCACGCCAAAAUGUCUGCUGCGAAACUGGCCUGCUGAAGAGUAAAAUUACUUUACAGAACAAUUGCAACAAUACCUAAGGGGGCGGGGCUUAGUCAACGGUCAGAUGGUGCUGUCGCAAUGUGGUAGUGUAAUAGAUGGGUAAUAACAGCUUUAGGUGAUUGAGAAGGUGAUGGGUAAUGUCUGGUGCAGGUGCUUUUUUUUGUUGUUGUUGGGGGCUAAAACUCUUUCCUCACCCUUGUUCUUCUUCUCUCCGCAGAAUCCUGCAGAGUCUGUUUCCCUCCUGAGCAGCAGUCUGAUUGGUCAGUGCAGCUCAAGUGAGGCUCCUCUUAUGUCACUACCUGCUCUCAUGA